UUCUUAUAAAAGCCGAGACUACUCGAAGGAAAGCAUCAGUUCAGUUUCUCACCUCUUUCUUAGAGCAACAACAACCAUCUCCAGCUCUAACAAACCACUCAUUCAAAAUGGUCUCCGUCCGUUUUGCUCUUACCAUCUUCCUCGUUGUUGCCAUCCUUGGCCUUAUCGUCGAGGCCGGAUACAAGAAACCUCCCUUCAAUGGCAGCAUUUUCGGCAAACGAUCCAACUCCGAGUCUGAUGCCGAAGUAGCCAACCGAGCACUUUCCGCCAUGUGUGAAAUUGCUAGCGAAGCUUGCAAUGCCUGGUUAUCUAGAUAAACAUCUCAAAUCAAUACUCAAUAAUCCAAUGUAACUUGCAACGAUACGACCGCUUAUAAUCAGCAUUACCUUCUUUGUCAAAUUUUAAUAAAUGUAAUCGUCUUAUGAAACA
Molecule: messenger RNA, 429 nt
Organism: Vespula vulgaris
Lineage: Eukaryota; Metazoa; Arthropoda; Insecta; Hymenoptera; Vespidae
Gene: SIFa
Product: SIFamide-related peptide
Exons: 3
Coding region: 108-317 (69 amino acids)
Source: RefSeq, a predicted model, not a curated record